Vitis vinifera (wine grape) is the source of this 620-nucleotide messenger RNA. Its product is annotated as putative phytosulfokines 6. Bases 204 to 476 code for a protein of 90 amino acids. Gene Ontology annotation, molecular function: growth factor activity. Gene Ontology annotation, biological process: cell population proliferation. NCBI's taxonomy places the organism in Eukaryota, Viridiplantae, Streptophyta, Magnoliopsida, Vitales, Vitaceae. The record is from RefSeq and is a predicted model, not a curated record. Gene Ontology annotation, cellular component: extracellular region. The transcript is spliced from 3 exons.
AUAUGCGAGAAAGGCAAAGAGGGUAGGAGUGGGCAGUGGGUGGGGUCCAUGUGCAGUGUUGUAGGUCGUAACUGCAUUGUUUUGGGGGUUUUCAUUGUGGGAGUGACUGAUCGCAGCAGCCUUAUACUGCUAUUUAUACGAGCCAUUUGCACCACCUUCCCCAUACCCUGAGGCCUGAACCCCUCCCCUCUUUCACACGCAAAAUGAAGCAAAAUUCCUGGGUGUUUAUUAUCUUCACUCUCUUUCUUUUUCUUCUCUACUCCUACUCAGGAUCUGCGCGUCUCCUUGCAACAAAACAAGAUGAGCAGGUGGUGAUGGGUGAGUGGAUGACUCAUGCAGGUACAUCAAAAGGGGAGGAUGUGCUGAAUCUGAUGGGGUUGGAAAAAUGUCAUGAGAAUGAUGAAGAAUGUCUGAAGAGAAGGAUGGUGGCAGAGGCUCACUUGGAUUACAUUUAUACCCAACAUCAUAAGCCUUAAGAUUUCUGUACAGAGGACACGAACUUCAGUUCCACGGCUUCUUUGAAUUGGAACUUACAUAUGAAAGUUACUGCUAAAUAAAUUGGUGUAUGUAUGAACAUAUAGAUAUAUAAAAUUACAGUAAGAUGAGACUUGGAAGUGUUA